This is a messenger RNA of Rhipicephalus sanguineus (brown dog tick), 2439 nucleotides long. RefSeq names its product Golgi apparatus membrane protein TVP23 homolog B. The record is from RefSeq and is a predicted model, not a curated record. Gene Ontology annotation, cellular component: Golgi membrane. NCBI's taxonomy places the organism in Eukaryota, Metazoa, Arthropoda, Arachnida, Ixodida, Ixodidae. The transcript has 6 exons. The coding region runs from base 166 to 837 and encodes 223 amino acids. Gene Ontology annotation, biological process: vesicle-mediated transport; protein secretion.
CAGUGGUUCCGAACAGCUGUCAGGAGCGGCGUUUGUUUCGCACGGUGCGAGGGCUCCGCUGCUGUGCGAGGGUUCGCAUGCCUGUCGUGCCUUCGGCCCCGUGAACCGUUAUCUCUGCGGCGUCCUAUUUGCUAUGUGAUCUGAGGACGUCGGAGCCGCGUCAGCAUGGCUACAUUAAGCGGCGAGAUGAGCAACUCCUCCAGCGCCCUCAUGGAAGGCACGGAGGAUGCAGCCUCCAUCGACUUCGGCGACGUCGAAGACGGAGUUAUCAGGAAGCCCCCCAGGCAUCGGAUGGCGGCGUUCUUUCACCUGGCCUUCCGGACGACGGCGCUGCUCACGUACCUGCUGUGUCGCCUCUUCACGGACAGCUUUGUGUCCAGCUUCGUGUGCAUCCUGCUGCUGCUCUGCAUGGACUUCUGGACCGUCAAGAACGUCACGGGCCGCCUGCUGGUCGGACUCCGGUGGUGGAAUUACGUCGACGACGCCGGCAAGAGCCACUGGGUGUUCGAAAGCCGCAAGGCGGGUGAGCAGACCACAGACGCCUCGGAAGCGAGCCUUUUCUGGAUGGGGCUUAUCGGAGCGCCUGUCCUGUGGACGCUCUUCUUCUUCGUGUCCUUGUUCAGCUGGAACUUCCAGUGGCUGAUGGUUACGAUGAUAGCCCUGGCCCUAAACGGGGCCAACCUGUACGGCUACAUUCGCUGUCGGUUAGGUCGUAAGGGCUCCAUGAAGGCAGCCGCCUCCAACUUCUUUGGACAGCAGCUGCUUCGUGGGAUGUUCAGCAAGAAAGAAGCGGCGCCCCCUGCGAGAGAUAGUGGAACGACCCAGCUCGAGCCGUGACGAUGUGGCCCGGCCAAUUCGUUCCCGCCCCUUGUAUAUAGACUCCCUCCUCCUUCUCCUCCACUUUCAUAAAGCCAUUGUGACACACCACAGCGUGGAUCUCACUUUCUGGCGUUUGUGAUCUAUGAGCCCGGCCUCUAGCAUUUUGGUCUGCCACUUUCAGAGAUACUUUUCACUCUUGUGUGACAUCAGGCCCAGUGUGUACCACAUCAUUAAGACCACAAGAGGGUCCCGUCAUUGGCUUAGCCAAUCCAAAAUCUGCCGAAUGUGUAUAAACCUGAAAAUAAUUCAUCCAUGCUGUGCCCUUUGGUUGCAAAUGCUGCCUAAGUUAUAAUUCAUACUCCAUUUGCAGGCUGGUUUAUUUGCUGCAUUGUGUUCCUACGCCUCUUGGCAACAACGCCUGGUGGCAACCGCGUUGUGUCCCACUUACUGCACAUAAAGAGUUGUUGGCUGUGUACGUCGCAUUUAUGUACCGAGCAACUUCGUGCUGUGAAAAGAAGGCUUUGAAGCUGUGGUUAAAUGAUGUAAAUACACUCUAGAGCUAUGUAAUGUCUAUGUUGUUAGUGUAUUCGGGACGUGGUGGCCUGGGAAAAACGGCAAGAUGAUGCACGACAAAAAGAUUAACAAGAGGAGGAAUGGAGGGGCGAGAUUUCUAUUAGUCAUGACGGCAUGAUGCCAAGGAAAGCACUAGGGAAAGCGAUUUCUUCUUUCAUCAGGCCCUGUCCAAACUAGCAUCCAAGCGGCAGUUUCCUCUGAGUAACAGCUACAAAUCUCAAAGGCUUGUGCGUGUGUACUGUGAGCUGCCGGUUGAACGGCAGAAAGCCGAAAUGCAUCAUGGCUGCUGUGCUUUACACACCACCUGUAGAGGUCUAGAGUCGACAUGGUAGAGGAGAACAAAAGUGGACAAAAGAAAAGGAAAAAAAAAUCUCGCCAGGUUAUGCCUCGCAUCCUAGUCAUCGGACAUUUACCUGUCGAGAAUAUUGCGUCGCACACAUUUUAUUAUAUCUUGCAGUAACACAGUAGCACGACCCCUUGUUACUACUCCACAGGAUGCGGUUGAUGUAGAAUAAAUUAAAAAUAAGCGAUUUCUUACAGUGAACACCUUUCAUUGAUACACUUGGCACCAACACUGUUCUGUGCGUCAGAAGCUCUAAUGCUUUCCAAAGGCGUUACCCACUUCAUUAUUGAACGUAAAGGAUUGUACAAAUGCAGUAAAACGCUGCCUUAAUAAUGCUGCAUAUAACAUUGCCAAAGCACUUAUAUCGGUAAGCAACAUUUUUUUAGAUUUGUUUCGCUAUAUCUGAUAAUUUGUUAUAUCCAUGUUUGUUAUGGUAUUGUGUUUAAUCUGUGUAGCCUUUGCCACACCUUGCCAGGGUGCAUGAGGAUCUCUUAAAGUAGUAAUUAAGUGAAUGAAGUUGUGAUAUUAGGAGCUGCUCACUGUCCUUAUGCAGGUGCCGAACAUUUGAAAGGCCUUUGAGACGUUUUAUUGUUGCUUAUUUUCCCUCCCUGCAUUAGUGCCACAUUAUUUUGUUUCGUUUUGCUAAUGCAGUGCCCCAUCUGUGGAGACAAACUUUUGAAAUAAAUGUUAGCUGCAAGACCAGA